Messenger RNA from Oncorhynchus keta (chum salmon), 1071 nucleotides. RefSeq names its product BRCA1-associated ATM activator 1-like. Gene Ontology annotation, biological process: cell population proliferation; DNA damage response; positive regulation of protein phosphorylation. The coding region runs from base 177 to 935 and encodes 252 amino acids. The transcript has a single exon. Gene Ontology annotation, cellular component: nucleus. NCBI's taxonomy places the organism in Eukaryota, Metazoa, Chordata, Actinopteri, Salmoniformes, Salmonidae. The record is from RefSeq and is a predicted model, not a curated record.
UCAGGAUUCAGAGGGCUUCCCCAGACGUGCUGUGGUCCAGUACUUCAUCAGCUGGCUAAAGACACACCCAUCAUCUCUCCUCCUCCUCCUCCUCGCUGUGUUCUGUCCUAUCGCUGGGCAGCACUGAUCUGGACUGGGAGGUCAAAGUUCACACCCUGGAGCUGGUUGAGCUCCUGAUGGAGGAAACACUACCAGGUCACCAGGAGUCAGAGCUGGGGUCAACUCCUCCCCCUUACGGUGGCUCUGGAGGGACAAACCUACUAACACACACUGACCUCACACAUCCCUACGCUGUGACGCCAAGCCAGCCCUCACCCCUUCUAACACACACCCCAACUGACACACACACCCCCCUCACACACACACACCCAACUACAUCUGUAGUGUGUGGUCUGUCUCGGUUGGUGGAGCUCGGUGUUAUAACAGCGUUAUUCAAUGGCCUGUUUGAUUGCGACAGACCUGUAGCUUUAAAAGCCUGUAGUCUGUUGCUACGACUACGAGACGCGGUGUGUCCGUCCCGGUCGCUAGGGAAAGGUGCCAUGACAACUGACGACACAACAGUUGCCAAGGUGACUUUUGAUCUGAGGGGUCAGGUUUGGGAGCGGGAGGUCACGAGGAAGUUACAGGAGAAGAGAGGAUCUGAUUGGGUUAAAGAGUCCAGGGAAGUAGGUUGUGAUAGGCCGAACAAGAACAGAGAUUCUGAUAGGACAGACGGGGCUGGUUCCGAAGCCUGCGAUAGGUCGACGGGGAAGAGUGUGUGUGAGGGUAGUGCGAGGGUGUGUGAGGUGCUGUGGUCGUUGGGUCUAGAGGAGAGGCAGAGUGUGUUAUCACAGAGUAGUGACCAUGUCCAGAACUCACCCCUCUCUCUACUGGAGGACAUUCUGAACGCUACAGACACCUCACACACUGACGAGGUUAUAGUAGACUGUUACUGACACACGUCCUGAUGGACGAACACAGUUUUAUUUGUGAUGAUUGUUUCUCCUCUGUACGUUGACUAGUGACUGUAGUUAGAGUCCCAUUGGGACAUAACUGUUGAUCAUCUCCCAGGAAAAUAAAUAAAGAUACUGU